Molecule: messenger RNA, 1863 nt
Organism: Fusarium fujikuroi IMI 58289
Lineage: Eukaryota; Fungi; Ascomycota; Sordariomycetes; Hypocreales; Nectriaceae
Exons: 10
Coding region: 1-1863 (620 amino acids)
Biological process (GO): transmembrane transport; metal ion transport
Cellular component (GO): membrane
Molecular function (GO): metal ion transmembrane transporter activity
Source: RefSeq, a predicted model, not a curated record
AUGUCACAAGUCUCUCAUGGCUACAAGCCAGCACGCAAUAACAACACGGAACUUGAGCUUCAUCAGGGAACAACUGCUGAGCCAAAAGGGGUACCACAGAGGCAAGGUGAUGCAGUAAGCGCAGGGCCUCAACAAGCUAAAAGCUACGGCAAUCAGCCAUUUACCUCCCACUCCGUCACCUCAGGGCUUCCACGUUCUUUAUUCAAUCAGCUUGGUCACGUGCCAGCCCAGCGCAUUGCGCCUGCGAGCCCAAAUAUACAAUUGCAUACUGCUAGGGCGUCUUUGGUACAAGAAAUUGGACCGGAAGACGGUGCUGCAACUCUCCCUCAGCUUCAUGACGGCCAGAAUCAUAUCGCUGAAAAUGAGCGCCUAUCCAAACUGGUAGAUCGCAUGCUUCUCGCCAAGAUCAGAGACCUGAUGAUGGACGCUAUAAAAGGUAUCGACAAAAGCGUCACGGAUAUUUGGACGAGUCCAUUGUGGCCCGUCCCGUUCCGGUUCCAUUUCGGACCUGAUCCCGACGAUAUGGUGGAAUUGAGUCAGUGUAGCCUCAGAGAGAGUACAAAGGCCACCCUCAUUGAACAAGCAUUUCGCGAUGCCUGGCCGAAAAACGGCGAUUGGUUAAAAGCACUUGUCGUUGAGAGUGACGGCCACGGCCCCGCCGUUCUAGUUCCUUGGUCAUCGGUUGGGAUGGCGUACCAAGAUGACCUAAAGUUCGAAUAUGACCAUAGGAUCUCUAACCGAGGGCUUACAAUCACCCUACAGACUGUCACCUUCGCUUAUGAGGGGCUUUGGCAUAGUUGGUGCUAUGCCGCCAGAGGUACUCGAGAGCAACGGGAACAAAUGGGGGAAAAUAAUGAUACUCGGCAACCUUCUUCAACACCAACUUCCGAGGAGGGGCCUAUCGAGGGAUAUACUUGCCGUGAAGGAAAAUGUGUGUUGAGCAAGCGACAAUAUACGACUAUACGGCACGACUCUGAGGAGAUUUGCCUGGGGGAGAGACGAGCACGCGCCUCUUCACUAUACUGUCCCUGUGUGAUGAUUGGAUGCCUGUACGCAAAAGGCACUUUCAAAGCAUCCGUAAUGUCAUGGAAGAUUGGGAACGUUAUGGCUUCAAAGGUAUUGGAAUACUGUAUGGACGCUUGGGGCGAAGCACUCGAAGCCAUAGACAGGCUUGCUCAUGUUAACUUGGAAGACCUUAAUGGUCGGUCACGAGUAGAGUACCUCAUGUUUGAUCAGUCUUUCGACCGAUCUAAGGACUACUUUGUGGCUCUUCAGCUGCUGAGGAUAGUCGACGAGUGGCUGGAUGAAAUUGUUCCUAGUCUCAAGGAGCUGCGAAUGAAGCCAGGUCUAACUCAUACUGAAGCAGAAGAGAAUCUAGAUGCCGCCAUCAGAUUCAUGACUGGACGCGCUGGUGCUGUUCAAAAUCGAGUCCGAAGGAAGGUUGAACAGAUCAACAGCUUACGGGACGGGUUAUUCAGCGCUACUUCUCUUCGGGAAUCAACUAAAGCUAUGGCAUUAAACCAAGCAAUCUACGUCUUCACUGUUGUGACGGUUCUCUUCACGCCAGUGAGCUUCCUCGCGACGUUUUGGGCAUUGCCAUUCCUGAACAACCCAAAAGAAGGCAGCGGUGUUGUGUCAGAGCCUUCGGCGUUUCGUAAUAGCUUCAUUGUUAUGCCUCUCCUCACCUACGCCCUGGUCAUCGGCGUCGCGUGGGCCGUGGGAAAACGCAACAGUGGCCGCGCACUAUUGGACCUGCUCAGAGAAUAUUGGGGGAAAUCGUGGUCGCUCAUGAGAUCUGCAUGGACCUCGCGUCCACAAUUGCCUUGGAGAUAUAGGGGUAGUUCUCCUUACCCUGAGGCCUGA